Messenger RNA from Tetranychus urticae (two-spotted spider mite), 2212 nucleotides. Its product is annotated as carbohydrate sulfotransferase 1-like. The record is from RefSeq and is a predicted model, not a curated record. Gene Ontology annotation, molecular function: N-acetylglucosamine 6-O-sulfotransferase activity. NCBI's taxonomy places the organism in Eukaryota, Metazoa, Arthropoda, Arachnida, Trombidiformes, Tetranychidae. Gene Ontology annotation, biological process: N-acetylglucosamine metabolic process; sulfur compound metabolic process.
AUCAUUAUUCUCAUUCUCAUCAUUACAUACAUUACAUCCAGGCUGAAUAAUUUGAACAACAAUCAUCUUUAUAACUUGUCCAGCAAGACAUCACCAUCAUAACCAUCUUCAAUCAGUUGAAAGUAAAAAACUUGCCCUCGGCGGUCAUUCUUUGAUGGUGAAAGUAGCUUCAAUAAUUAAGGAUGCUAAUGACCAUAGAUUUUGUUUAUUUUUCUUUUAUAAUUUUGAAAUAUUGAUAUCACCUUAGGAAUUUUUCAAUUAUGCUGAACCAAGUUUAACUAAGCGCCAUAAAUUGAUAUUUAUUUGAAUAGAUUUGCUUUACAAAAGAUUUUUAUCCAUUUUAGAGGAAAUUAAAUGUUUUUAACAAUUAUUUCUUUAAAUUGUUAACUUUAAGUUUCCUGUAUUUAGUGUCUCUGAAAGUUAUACCAGUGAUCCUACAUGAAACCUUUGGAGUCAUCUUUCUGUUUGCAUCGGUUUUCAUCCAAUGGUGAAAGUUUUGGCUCAAUUUUUUGUUUUCUCUUAAAGUUUUUGCCAAAUUUGUGAUUAAAUUGGACGAUGUUUUGGUUGUCAUGUUGAAGGUAAUUAAAGACAUUUGACCACAUGCUGCUGACUUCAAAGUAAUUCAUAUAUCAUCUAAUAGUAAUUUUGCUUGACAAAAGAAUGCCCAAAGAAUGGAAAACUAUGUGCCAUUAGGAUUUAUUCAAAUUAAUUCACUCUCAUCCAAAUCUAAUUAUUUGGCACCAUGCAAAAGCUUCAGUUAUUUAUUGUGUUCGUAAUCUGUAGUAUGGUUAUGGUCAUUCUACAAAAUGGUCUCAAUCAAACCUGGAACUGGUCCAAACUCAGCAAUCUUGUUUUAAUACCCAAAAAUUUCAAUGAUGUUACAGCAGAAAAUGAUCUUUUAAGGAUAAAAAAUCUUCUCGCUAAUCGUACAAGUAGUUAUAAAAUUUAUCUGAACACUGAGAAUUACGAUGUUCUAAGGAGCCUUGAGAAGCAAGUAUCGCACAAGAAACGUAAACGUCUGAAGCAACCUCAUUCAUCUCAUGUACAAUCUUUUCAUAAAUUAUCAUCUAUUGAAAUGAUCUUAAAAAUGAUGUCAAGUCGUGAUCGACGUAAUUCUUCCCGUUGGCUGAGUAAACUUGGAAAGCGAGCCUUUCUUCACUCGUUUGACCCAUUAAAAAGCUUCUCUGUUAUCAAUGGAACCAAAACACCAAUUCGUUAUAUACUUUUAGUGUCACAUUUUCGAGCUGGUUCGUCAUUUGUAGGUGAUUUGUUGCAACAAAAUUGGAAAACAUUUUACUCCUUUGAACCUCUCCAUUUGUUUCAAAUUAAUUAUAAAGUUGAUCCUGAUCAAGAUGAAGAAGCUCUCUCAUUAUUACAAAACAUUUAUUCAUGUUCAUUUGCUUCGGAACCUGGUUAUGUUGAAUGGAUUCGCAAACGUGAGAACAAGUUUCUUCUCACAUGGAAUCGUUUCCUUUGGAGUUUAUGUAAUAUCUAUCGUUCUUGGUGUUAUGAUCCUAAUUUUAUCCAUCAACUUUGCUUACGGACUAAAUAUCGCGUCAUUAAAGUGACCCGGUUAAGCCUUAAGUCAGCAGCAAAACUGUUGAAUCAACUACCUAAGUCAAUUGAUUUGAAACUGUUAUAUCUUGUCCGAGAUCCUAGAGCCAUUUACAAUUCUCGAAGUAAACUUGAAUGGUGCACCAAAACACCUUGCGGUGAUUACAAUCUGAUGUGUGAUGAUUUUGAAUCUGAUCUUGCUGUAUAUAAACAAUUAGUUGAUACUUAUGGUGAUAAAAUAAUUUCGUUAAGACAUGAGGAUCUUUCACUGAAUCCAUAUGAAAAAGGAGCGACUCUCUUCAAGUCCCUUGGAUUACCAUUUACAUCUGGUGUUCGUCGUUUCCUCAGAAUCAACACUGAAGCUGAACUGCCUACCAAUAUAACUAUUGAUCCAUACUCAAUUCGUCGGAGCUCCAAAAAAGUUAUAACCAAAUGGACUAAAGAAUUGAAUGCAAGUCAAAUCAUUGCAAUACAAAAUCGAUGUCCAAAUGUUUUCGAUCAAUUAGGCUACAAGCCAAUUGAUUUAUCUUAUUUAAAUGUUUCAUCAAUCAACUUUGAAGAUAUUUUAGAAGAAAAGUUGACUCUCCCUAACUCUUUAUGACAAUUACUGAAUAAAUCUCUGAUGGUUGUUCAUCAUCAUGUUAAAAUGCAGUAUUAA